AUGCUGGAUAUAAUUGCAAGGCUCCCCCCCUUAGCUGUCGCAAAAUGCAAGACGGUCAGCAAGAAAUGGUUGGCCUACAUCUCAAAACCGGAAUUUCUAAGGGUGCAUUGUCAUUUCAUGCGAGCAUCACCCGAUCAGAAAAUCCUCACUGUUGGAAACCCUAGCUUGUGUUUAGUACGUUCGUUGAACUUUGCGGAUGCUAACUACUUCUUAGCCACCGACGUUCCAACCCCAUUUAAUGUUCGUCCAAGGAAUUUGUUAUUCUUAGCAAGCUUGGAUGGCAUGCUCUGUGUUUGCCUUAAAAACACAUGUGAGUUACUUCUAUGGAAUCCGCUAACCCGUGCCUGCAAGAUAUUGUCAAACUCUAUUAAGCAGGGUUUUUACAAAGUCCAACACGAUGCUAUUGGGUUCUAUGUUGACUCUUCUUUUGACUACAAUAUAGUUCACAUAAAACGUAGACGAGGUACUAUUGCGGUUUACAUCUAUUCAUUGCGACUUGGCUCGUGGAAGUCUGUACGCUUCCUUAAAAAGCGCCCAUACCAUGGCCAGACAUACAGCUGGUCUUCGGCGACUUUCAGUGGUGAUGGUUUAUACUUUCGAGUUUCGCAAUAUUGGCUUGCAGGUCACAAGAUGAUAAUUCGCUUCGAUGUAAACACAAAGCAAUUUUCCGAAUUACCAUUUCCGAAUGCCUCCGGUGAGGGACCUAAUGGUGCUUUAGUCAGCAUAAGAUCCGAACUUCAUAUGUUUGUUGCUAGCGGUUACUACGAACGGCCUGUGGAUUUGUGGAAGCUUCACAAUGGAUCGUGGAUGUUGUUGUGCUCUUUUCCUUUUAGGAGGUGUCUUCCAUUUCCAGAAAUUACAUCCAUCACAUAUCUCAAUUUGAAAGACUCAUGUCUUAUGAUCACGGAGUGGGGACAAGUGAUCGAAUUUGAUUUACACUUGGAUGAGUGGGAUUUCUUUAGUCCUGCUACUUUUGGUCGUAUUAUCCAUGGUUCCGUCUACACAGAGACAAUUCUUUCACCGGGAUUUUAG
This is a messenger RNA of Helianthus annuus (common sunflower), 1032 nucleotides long. Its product is annotated as F-box protein At3g08750-like. NCBI's taxonomy places the organism in Eukaryota, Viridiplantae, Streptophyta, Magnoliopsida, Asterales, Asteraceae. The transcript has a single exon. The coding region runs from base 1 to 1032 and encodes 343 amino acids. The record is from RefSeq and is a predicted model, not a curated record.